Molecule: messenger RNA, 954 nt
Organism: Mucor mucedo
Lineage: Eukaryota; Fungi; Mucoromycota; Mucoromycetes; Mucorales; Mucoraceae
Exons: 4
Coding region: 102-818 (238 amino acids)
Source: RefSeq, a predicted model, not a curated record
GACGGGUUAAAUAAAUCAAUAUAAAUUGAAGCUUACCUUUAGCAGCUUUCUCCCUUUCUUUAUACAAAUACAUAUUUUUUAUCAAAAACCCCUACUCUAAAAUGGAUCUUCCUGACUUCAUGACCAAUCCUAAUGCCGUCCUUGGUGACAAAGAUGAUGAAUGGCGUUACAACCGUAUCCCUGACUACACCAAGGUGAAUGCCACUUACGAAGAAGAAAAGACACAAACUCACGCAGAAGGCUCUCUUGAAUGGCUCGUCUCCAACUUGGUUAAGAACUGGGAAAAGGAAAUGUCUUAUAAGCUCCGUGCUGACCAAAUCCGUACCAUUAACCAAGAAAAAUAUCGUUUUUCUGUCAACGGCAAGCCAUGGCAAGAUAUUGAAAGUAUGCUCCAGAUUGGUACUUACAAUGCACUUAUUGGUGAUACUGAGCUUUACAAGGCUAGUGAUAUGGAUUUCAGUGAAUCCCACAAGCUCUUUAAAAGAGCUCUUCGUGCCUUUUCAUGGGAAGUUAUCUCUGUUUAUAGCGGCCCCCCUGUUGUUGCUUUCAAGUGGAGACAUUGGGGUUUGAACAAUGGUGAUUUAUCGAUCAAGGUGGGUGACGGUAAGAAGCUUGAAGCUCAUGCUACUAAUGAGGUGAUUGAAAUUUUUGGUGUCACCGUUGCCAAAGUUAAUGACAAGUUUGAGAUCGAAGAGCUUGAGACUUUCUAUGACCCUUCUGAUAUGUUGAGACAAAUGUCAAAGAACAGAAAGGACGGCUCUUCUAACCCUGAUGAAGUUGUUGUUCCUUCUGGAAAAUGUCCUUUCAACCCCAAGUAAACUUAGUACAUGUUUACUUUCGUACCCCCUUAUUUAUCUGUGCUUUCUUUUUCAUUAAUAAAGUUUUAUGGUAAAAUGUCGAAUUAUCCAUUCUACCCUGAUUGUAGCUUGUUCCUGUGAUAGGUUACACACGCAA